GCAGCUCACAGGACUCUCAAUUUAUUUUUGGACUGCCAUGGCGCCUGUUCCUUCCAUUUGUAGGAAGGGGGGUCGAAUUGGGCUCAACAUGAACCUGACGUUCUGACACUCCAGGCUGGGACAAGCAGGCAGCAGCCGGCCGGCCGCCCCCCAAGCAGCAGCCGCACAGGGGAACCUGCCUGGAGCGAUCUGAAAAUCAGCAACAAGUUUAUACCUGGGUGCAGAAGCACUCAUGGCUGUCGCUUACGGUACUGCCAACCAGCCAGGCCUGCUUUCCCAGCAGUACCCUCCCCCUCUGCUGCCCAAGCCUGGAAAGGACAAUGUUCGGCUUCAGAAGCUCCUCAAGAGAACUGCUAAGAGAAAGGCGUCUGCUCAGGCAUCGCAAUCUGCUGCACCUUUCCGCUCCAGCCUUUCCCCUGUGAAUGAAGCAAGCCCUGACCUCGAGCACAGUGACCACUCCACACCUCCCAAGACUCCUGAGACAACACCCAGCCUCUACAGCAUCCAGCAGCCUCCACGAUUCACCGUCAGGCCACUGUAUCAACAUGUGGCAUCACCUUACCCACAGCGUGCAGCUUUUGGCCGGGUAGCUGGGAUGUCGCCUCAGACAGUUGAAAUCCCUUCAUACUCUUACUCGCAGGAUGUCACCACAGUUUCUUCGUAUUCAGUAUCCACUCAGCUUUCUGGAGUCUCAGGAGCAGUGGGGCAAGUCACCCAGCCAGCAGUACUCAAAAUAUCUCUGCCAGCUUCCUCUGUGUCUGAGGCAACAGUACCAGCUGCUGAAUUGAAAAAGCCAGCUGUUAGCACAUUUGCUGAAGCUCAUGCUGGUCUAAAACCUGCUGCAGCUAUAGCAACCCCACUGUCAAUACCAACAAGUCCAAGUCUGACACCUUAUCCAAUGGCAGGAGGUCAACCUAUGACUCGGCCUCUCACUGUGUUGACCCCGCUUGUGAAAUCCAAAAGCCCACGUCCAACAUUUAAAGCAACUGAACCCUCAAGAUCACCAAAACCGAUGUUUGAUGUCCCUCAAAUUAGGAUGUACACAGCGACCACAUCAUAUUACGAGACAUCCAGGACACCACCAGUGUAUGACACAGCUGGAUUAACUGCUAUUGGCAGCAUGGUACCUCAAAGUAAAACAGAUUUUACUCCAGCAUCUGAAGUGAGAAGAGGCACAUCACCAACAACUCAUCCUUCUUUAUUAGGCACAGAUCUCCAGAGGAAAACAACAUCUUCAGAUACUGAAAGAGACAAUGCACCAACAGCAGAAGUUAACAUAACUCCUACAUCAGAAAUAAAAAGAGCCACUCCACCAGCUGAAAUAAAAAGAGCCACUCCAACAUCUGAAAUCAAAAGAGGAACUCCAACAUCAGAAAUCAAAAGAGCCACUCCACCAUCUGAAAUCAAAAGAGGAACUCCAACAUCUGAAAUCAAAAGAGCUACUCCAACAUCUGAAGUAACUGUUAAAACACCAAUUUUUGAGUUCCAAAUAUCAAGAACUUCAGCAGGUCGGCCUAAAACACCAGCAUACCAUGUGACCAGGGCUACAACACCUGUCUUUGAAAUCUCAAGGCCUAAUCCUCUCUUGUUUGCUGUGUCGCCAAUCACGGUACAGCCAGAGAGGUCAAGAACACCCCAAACACUUCCUGCUGCAACCAGUUUACCUGCAUCCCGAAGUCUAAAGACUACAGAACCUCCUGAAGCAAUGCUGAACGGGGACAUCCACACAGACAUGACAUCUGCAGCGAAACCAACACAACAGAAUAUUACAAAGUCAAAGUCAGAGAAUGAUCUGACAAAAGGAAUGAUCCAAACUUCUCCAGUUGGCUCGCAGAGACCUAAAUCUCCGACCGCUGUGGCAGUAACAACAGCAGUGACUGGCUAUCAGAGGCCAAAGACUCCAACGUAUGAGGCAUCUCGACUUAUGACCACAUCACCUGGCUAUAAAAGACCAAAGACUCCUACAUAUGGGGCAUCACCUUUAGGUGUAUCACCUGUCGCCUUUCAGAGACCUAAAACCCCUACCCAAGUGUCUCAAAAGUCUGCCUAUCGUGGAUUGACACCAGCUGAAUAUGCUGCUCAUGGCGGAAUUAAAACUUUCUCUCCAGCAUUUGGUAUCAUAAGUUCAGUGCCACCAACUCAAGAGGAGGUUAAAACUAAAGAAGAGGUAUUAGGAGUAAGCAAAACACCUAGUCAAGAACCAACUGUGAAGGGACAAUCAUCAGUUGAUGUGUCUACAGUCAAAGAAACCCCCAAAGGUGUAGAUAAACCCCAUCAGAGAGAUGAAAAGAUUGCUGUCACCCCUUCAAUCCCCAAGAUUGUUGUUUCACAAGCAUCUGACUCAUCAGGAACAAUGUUAUCCAAGGAGACAAGUUCAACACCUGGUAAGGUUGCAAAAAAACAAGCAACAACACUGAUUAAUGAAAUACCAAAGGCCAAAUCUCCAACAGCAGAGGGGAACAUUUCAGAGAAACAUAAGGUGGAAACAGCUGUUCAAGAAACUAAACCAAAGACAAAGACUCCUGAAACCAAACGUCCUCUGCCUAAAGGUGCUGACCAAGAUCCCCUGAAGGCAGUUAAGAAACUUUUAGGCAAGGACAAGGUCCAGACCCCUGAGCAGAAAGCAAUACCUGAUACAAAAGCUGUCUCAGAACCACAAGAUCCAAUGAAAGCUAUAGAUGCUACCAAGAUUAAACCUGAAGACUCAAAGACAAGCAUUGCGGUACCUAUUAAGGAUACUGCUUCUGAAUCAGGAAUUAAAAACAAAAUGGAAGAUGAGAAAGUUGAGUCAGCUUCAGCAGUUAAAUCUUCACUUGAGACAAAGGAAGCUAACAAGACCAUGCCAGAAGUGAAGCCCCUUCUUGAAGUCAUACAAAAGCCAAAGGGAGUGAAAUCUAAAGUGAGUGGUUGGUCCCGACUCAAGAAACACAUGGUGGUGGAACAGGAGGAGCCCCAGUUUCCAGAGAUAAACUCUCAGAAGGAGGUCACUGUGCAGGACCAGACUGAGAUGAAAAAGCUAGAUGAGAAGGUGGAAGAUAAGGCCAAGGAUAAGCCAGCGGUCCAGGGCGAGAACCAAACCAAAGACACUCCCGUGGCAACAAAGAUGUGGGACGCUGUCCUCUUCCAAAUGUUUUCCUCUAAAGAGAACAUCAUGCAUCAGAUCGAGUUAAACAAAAGUGAGGAGGAGAAACUGGAAGAGACAAAGGAGCUAAAAGAAAUACCUUCAUUUGCCUACAGACUGCCUGUGCUUCUUUUUAGUCCAAAGUUUGAUGCUAAAAAGCUUAAAGAGGCAGCAUCGAGGCCGGUCACAAAAAUUUCUACUGUGUUUGAAAUGGGUCUAAUUGGGCGAAAAGGUAAAGAAGAGGAACCAAAAGACUUUAAUAGAACAGCGAGAGGGUUCACUGCUACUUAAACUAUGUCUAAUGUUAAGUGCUAAGACAAAAAUGUAAGAACCAAACAAAACAAAAAAAGAAACAAAACAAAAAUGCUAUGAUUUAUGUUUAAUGUACAGGUGCAGAAAUCUUAGCAACAUAAAUGAUGUACAGGGCUGGAGUCUUAGUCUGUGUGUAAAUGAAUGAUGUUUGUGGCAGUGUUAAAGAAAACUCGGCCUGAUCUUUAUACUUGACAAAUGCUUUGUGUGACUGGUUGUCAAUGUUAAAUGUUUGUAUUUGUGAAUUAGCUGGACAGAAAGAGCAACAUUUGCCUUAAAGUCAUUCAGACAUUACAUCAGAUUAAAGUGUUGAUGUAAUUUCA
This is a messenger RNA of Amphiprion ocellaris (clown anemonefish), 3753 nucleotides long. It is a transcript of the gene prr33, whose product is annotated as proline rich 33. The transcript has 3 exons. The coding region runs from base 233 to 3412 and encodes 1059 amino acids. The record is from RefSeq and is a predicted model, not a curated record. Lineage: Eukaryota; Metazoa; Chordata; Actinopteri; Pomacentridae.